CGGAAGUGCCUGUGAGUUCCUGUUAGCAUUAGCUUGACUCCAGGUAGUGAUCGAUCUGCCGGUGUUUCUCCUGAUCCGGUUGGUGUUUCCCAUCAGCUGGAAGUCAAAGUUCACAUCUGGACCGACCGCCGGGUUUCGACACAUCUCAUUAAACAUGACCAAACACGAGUUUGAGGUGGCCAUGACAUGUGAGGGCUGUUCAGGAGCCGUCACCAGAGUCCUCAACAAACUUGGAGAUGUGAAGUUUGAGAUUGACCUGCCCAAGAAACUGGUGUGGAUCGAGUCGGACAAAGACGUGGAUGUCCUCAUGGAGACGCUGAAGAAGUGUGGGAAGGAGGUGAAAUACAACGGCACAAAGUGAACCAGCAGGUUUCUGCUGAUGGUUCUAAGGGCAGAUUCUACUGGAGUUGAAGUUCUUCACCCGUUGGAGGAGUCUGAUCCUUGGCUCCAACACACAAUCCCCACAUAUCCCCGCAUGUCCCCCCGGUCUUCAUUGUGUCCUUCUGGGUUUAGGGUCUAUGUACCAUUACAUUUACACAUGCUUCUACUGUUGGAAUAAUGGGAUCAUCUGUAGGUUCAUGUGUCGUCCAUCAAACAGACCUUCUGUACCUGCCACAGGUGGACCUACUCCAUGUAGCUCCAGCCUCAGGUUCAGCUGCUGUUCCAGGUUCAGAGUAAAGAUGUCCACAGUCUAGGACCUUAACAAAGAUCAUGAAAAGACACUUUGAACAUCCAUGUGAAGGUUUAAUCUGACCCAGGUAUGAACCGUAUGUGACUCUGCAGACAUUAGUUUAUGUUUUUACCCCUUUGGUCAACUUCAGACUGAAGGAGUAUUGGACUGGUUUUGUCCUCCAUCUGUCUGUCUAUCUGUCCAUCUGUUUUUCCAUCCGUCUGUCCAUUCAUGGUCAUAAUCUCAUCCUCUGUUGAAUUCAUUCAUUUAUCUGCUCCUCAUUUCUCCUGUGUUUACAUCUGGAACAGUAGAAAAUUGAACAGGUGACCUUUGACCUCCUGUUUCCAGGUCACAUGACCUUAUACAGUUCUAUUACUCAGUACUUUCACAUAUAAAUGUGGAUGGAAUAAGUUUGACUCAAAGACAAUCUGAUAUAAAUUAGAGGAACUUUAACAGGAUCUGAUACUGAUUUAACUUCUUUAAACCUAUUCAAAUGUGAGAAUAAACCAUUUAGAUCAGGGACGUUAAAGUCCAGGUAGUUCAGGUUCUACAUUCAGACCAGUAUGAUCUAAAGUGGAUCAGAACCAGGAACAGAAGAACACAAACUAGAAAUAAUGACAAGCACAGAUUUGAACUGGGUGUGGUGAAGGUCACAGAGGGUUUGUGUCUACGAGAAGAUCAGCAUCAGGUCUGCAACUGGAACACAAACAGCAACAAACACAAACAUGGAUGUAAGCAUAAACAUGAACAUACAGGCUUAGUGCCAUGGUUCUGUCUUGGAUCUCCUCUGUCCAGUUUCAGUGUAUUUCCAGAUGUUUCCAGUGAGCUGUGCUGCGUUCACUGUGUUCACUGUACUGCGUUCGCUGUGUUGUGUUCACUGCGUUCACUGUGUUGGGUUCGCUGGACUGCAUUCGCUGUGUUGCAUUCACAACCUGCGUUCGCUGUGUUGCGUUCACUGACCUGCUCCUCCUUGGACCUGGUGGACUUGAACCUGUACAAACAGCUGCUGUGUCUUCUGUUGCCAACACCAUGUUGUCGUCUGUGUCGUCUGCGCCUUCAUUCUAAUCCUGUUUUUAAUCCUGUUUCCACCUUCUGGGUUUUUCUACUGAUCCGUCUCCAUUUGUUUAACAUGUGCACGGAGGAAAUAAACCAUGUUUACCUCUG
This is a messenger RNA of Sphaeramia orbicularis (orbiculate cardinalfish), 1834 nucleotides long. It is a transcript of the gene atox1, whose product is annotated as antioxidant 1 copper chaperone. Gene Ontology annotation, molecular function: copper chaperone activity; metal ion binding. Lineage: Eukaryota; Metazoa; Chordata; Actinopteri; Kurtiformes; Apogonidae. The transcript is spliced from 4 exons. The record is from RefSeq and is a predicted model, not a curated record. The coding region runs from base 155 to 361 and encodes 68 amino acids. Gene Ontology annotation, biological process: copper ion transport. Gene Ontology annotation, cellular component: cytosol.